Molecule: messenger RNA, 3652 nt
Organism: Pelodiscus sinensis (Chinese soft-shelled turtle)
Lineage: Eukaryota; Metazoa; Chordata; Testudines; Trionychidae
Gene: DDX52
Product: DExD-box helicase 52
Biological process (GO): maturation of SSU-rRNA
Cellular component (GO): cytosol
Molecular function (GO): nucleic acid binding; RNA helicase activity; ATP binding
Source: RefSeq, a predicted model, not a curated record
GCACCUUUGCCGGGUCGCGCCUCCUUCCGGCCCAUGCGCGUGCUAGGCAAGGCCUCGCCGCCGCGGGGCAUGCCGGGUAAAGAUGGAUUCCUACGGGCUCUUCCGGAAGCUGGGGGCCGGCGCCAGGUUCGAUCUGAAGCGCUUCAGCCAGGACGCGCGGCGCUUCAAGGUGAUAAAAGUGAAAGACGCGGAAUUUGACACCCCAGAGAGUCUUGACUUUUUUGGAAGCAAAGAUGCAAAGAUUCCAAGUCUUUCCGAGAAUGGCCGGGGAACAAAUGGCUCCAAGAAAUCGAAAUCUAAAAAAAACCAGAAACUUGAAUCACAUAUGGCUGAGAGAGCAGAUGUCUCUGAGGAGAGACUUAAUGUAGGGAUCGCAAGGAAGAGAAAACAAGACACAGGAGACUUUGAAGGGAAGAAAAGGAAGAGAAAAUCCCAAGAACCUGUUCCAGUCAGCUCUGAUGUAGAAAAUGGUGGGAUAUUGUGGAUGUCCUCUUUGAAAGCAAAGAUUAAAGAUACAAGAAAAAAGGGGGAGAAGAAACCCACAGCAGAGAAACUAGAACAACUUAAACGGCGAAAGAUAAACCAUUUCAGAAACAAACACAAGAUUAGUAUCCAAGGAACAGAUCUCCCUGAACCAAUUGCCACGUUUGAGCAACUUCAAGCAGAAUAUAAAAUCCAUCCUAAAAUAAUGCAGAAUAUUCAAGCUGCUGGCUUCCAGGUCCCUACGCCAAUUCAGAUGCAAGCCAUUCCAGUUAUGCUUCAUAGUCGGGAACUUUUAGCUUCAGCUCCCACUGGAUCAGGAAAGACUUUGGCUUUUAGCAUUCCUAUUUUAACACACCUGAAACAACCCAUGAAUAAAGGAUUUAGAGCUCUAAUCAUAUCACCUACCCGAGAACUUGCUAGUCAGACCCACCGAGAGCUAGUAAAGCUGUCUGAGGGGACUGGAUUCAGAAUACAUAUGAUCCAUAAAGCCACUGAAGCCACCAAGAAGUUUGGUCCCAAAUCAUCUCAGAAAUUUGAUAUACUAGUAACUACUCCAAACAGACUCAUUUAUUUGCUGAAACAGGAUCCUCCAGCCAUAAGCUUAACAAGAGUUGAAUGGUUGGUGGUUGAUGAGUCAGACAAACUAUUUGAAGAUGGGAAGUCAGGGUUCAGAGACCAGUUAGCCUCCAUCUUCCUGGCAUGCACGUCCCAUGUUGUGAAAAGAGCGUUAUUCAGUGCAACGUUUGCGUACGAUGUAGAGCAAUGGUGCAAACUCAACCUGGACAAUGUCAUUUUGGUGUCUGUUGGAGCACGAAACUCUGCAGCAGAGACAGUAGAUCAAGAGCUCUUGUUUGUUGGCUCAGAGACAGGAAAACUACUAGCAAUGAGAGAUCUUGUUAAAAAGGGGUUCGCUCCUCCAGUCCUUGUUUUUGUGCAGUCCAUUGAAAGGGCUAAAGAGCUCUUCCAUGAGCUCAUUUAUGAAGGGAUCAAUGUGGAUGUCAUCCAUGCAGACAAAACUCAGCAGCAGAGAGAUAACGUCGUACACAGUUUCAGAGCUGGGAAGAUUUGGGUGCUCAUCUGCACAGCCUUGCUAGCACGAGGGAUUGACUUCAAAGGAGUGAAUAUGGUCAUUAACUAUGACUUCCCCUCCAGUGCGGUGGAAUACAUCCACAGAAUAGGUCGUACUGGAAGAGCAGGACACACAGGAAAAGCAGUUACUUUUUUUACGGAAGAUGAUAAACCUUUAUUGCGAAGUGUAGCCAAUGUUAUCCAGAGGGCUGGCUGUCCUGUACCAGACUAUAUAAAAACCUUCCACAAACUGCAAAGCAAACAAAAGAAGAAGCUGAUUAAGAAACCUUUGGAAAGGGAGCGUAUUUGUACCACUCCUCAGUACUUACUAGAAAAAGCCAAGAAAAAAAAAAAAAUUAUCCAGAAAAAUAUUAAAGAAAAGAAACUCCAGGAGGCCAGAAAGGAGUCUUAACUACAGAUGGCUCCAAAAAGUUGACUACGUUGUACGAUCUUGCCACCUAACAAACUGAGUUGAUACUGCCACCUGUUGGACUCUCAGACUGGGGAAAUGUAGGGUGGUAGCAAAGAAUUGGGGAAAGAUUAUGGUCACUCACUGCCAACAUUUCUUCCCUUUUUUGUAUAUAUUUAGUGGUAUCACAAGAAAAUCCUUAAUGGGCCAUGGGUGGACGAAGUCCAUAGGAGUACUUCUUAUAGAAGUGCAAGAAUAUACUCCUGGAAUGAAAUACCCCAGGCUUGUGAGCACUGGCUCACAAAUAGCAUCUACUCGGAUUACAAGUGUUACGUAAUUGCAUUGCUUCUUGAGAACACUGUUUAUUCUAGCUUGAGGUAUAAAACCAACUGUAAUGGGGUCGACUCACCAGCGUGAUGCCUUCAGCUGGAUGACUUGGGGAAUUAGCUGGCUGUUCUGAUGAGCGCUGUUGGUGUCUCCCCGUGUUCUCCCAUCAGCACGGCAUCCUUUUCAGGACACUGCCCUCCGGCAGUGCUCACUCUGGUCUCUGCACCCCUUUCCACAGAGGAGGGGGUUGUUUACUCCUCCGCAUACUCCAGGGUCCUCCCAACUCCCCAGGACCUCCAGUUCUUUCUCCCCGGAACACCCAGGUCCCAGGCAAAGGGUGUGGACCUGCUACCUCUGCCUACCAGGCUGCCUCUCACAGUCCUGGAGGCUUCAGGCCUCUCGCAGCCCCUAGUAAACUUCAGGCCUGGUAGCCUGGGCUUACUUGGCCAAAGCCUCCCCAGCCCUACCCACACCCAGAAUCUUCUCACUUCCCUGGCAGUCAGGUCCCUACUGCUCUCCCUCCAGGAGUCCCUCUUUAUAGCCCCCAGCUGGGCUUCCCCUUUCUCUCAAGCUCAGCCCCUUAAAGGCAGGGCAAACGCUCUGUCACACCAACCUUCAGAUAUGUUCUGAAGUUAUGGCUAAGGAAGUCAGGUACAUAAGAUCAGAGCACAAACAAGCUUCAUUAUUGCGCUGGGUAAGGAUAGCUGUAGAAGAUUUUCUUAAGUACGUUGUCUCUCCAUUUAAUGUACAGGAUAGACUUCGAAGACCCAGUCUUACAACUAUAUUUACUUUUUUUUGCCAUAUAAAUCCAUUAGAAAUAGAUGGUUCGCAGCAGUAGAAAGAGACAGGGAAGUACAUCAAACAAUUGCAAAAACAUUGCUGAAGCUUUAUUUCAGGGGUAACCUUAAACCUCAAAACAGAAUAAACGGGAUCUUCACAAGGAAAACAAAAUUUUUCCAGUCUGUUCAUAUAUCCCUUGCAGAACAAGUAUGCAAACACAGUUUCUUUGUUUGCUACAUAAGGAACACCCUUCACAGUUUAUUCUGUUCUCUUUUCACUUGUUAAACCCACUUUGUUUAUACUCCUGUUUCCUUAGGAAGUAGUUCUAAUAGUUCCAGAGUGGCUGUUUUUUCAUGAGGAUAACCCUUUCUCAUGUCACCAUCCUUGUUAUUGGAGAGCUCCGUUGAAUACUCUUAGGAGUUGCACCUCCUCUAGGAUUUGUCACUGUUAAUCCAUUUUGUAAAUGGAUCCCAGCCAUGCAUAAAUUAUCUACUGUAGGCUGUUGCUGAUGUUUCUGUUGAGAUCUGUAGCCACUUUCUGAGAUACAAGUUUUUUAAAUUAAAAUAAAACAAAACUGAUCAAGGA